Molecule: messenger RNA, 3369 nt
Organism: Branchiostoma belcheri (Belcher's lancelet)
Lineage: Eukaryota; Metazoa; Chordata; Leptocardii; Amphioxiformes; Branchiostomatidae
Product: serine/threonine-protein kinase D1-like
Exons: 22
Coding region: 186-2909 (907 amino acids)
Biological process (GO): protein phosphorylation
Molecular function (GO): protein serine/threonine kinase activity; ATP binding
Source: RefSeq, a predicted model, not a curated record
UAUGGUUUUACGUAUUUGGGCAGGAGGAGACGGCCAACCGGCUUCAUUUCCGCUCUUGCUAAGUCUCGGUGCCGCAGUGUGUGGGAAGGGUUAGCGCUUUCCUUAUUUUCCCCUUCUCAGUUCUUGGACCACACCGUGCUUCUCCGAUCAUUUAGAAGUCUUUAGGUUUGUCUAGAGUCAGCAGAAUGACGGAAAACGGCGGAGAAAGCAGCGGAAAUGUCGCCGUCGCCACCGCCUCCACGACGUCUACCGGGUCCAAGGAGGGGAUGAUAUCUUUCCAGUUUCAAAUCGGCCUUCAGAGGGAGUCUGUCAGCCUAUCGGCUUCAGACCUAACAGUCCACACUGUCAAGGAGCUUGCGUGUACCACUAUCGAGAGCAAGUUUCCUGAGUGGAGCUUCUAUGGUUUCAGUGACAAGAUUCUGUUGUUUCGCCAUGACGACAGCAGUGAUAACAUCUUACAGCUGGUGUCAUCUCCUGAACACAUCAUGGAGGGAGCCCUGAUUGAAGUUGUCCUCUCCUCAUCUGCAACUGAGGAGGAGACCCAGAUCAGGCCCCAUGCCUUGUUUGUGCACUCCUACAGGUCUCCUGCCUUCUGUGACUACUGUGGGCAGAUGUUGUUUGGUUUGAUCAGGCAGGGACUCAAGUGUGAUGGAUGUGGAGGAAACUACCACAAAAGAUGUGCAUACAAGAUCCCCAAUAACUGCAACUACACCCGGCGAAGAAGAUCAUCCGUGGCCAUGAGAUUACCAUCAGAUGACAGUGAUUCCAUCGUGCUGCAGAAAGAUGCAGACAGCACCUACAGUCUCCCUGUGAGCAUUGACAGUGAAGGCAAACUGAUGCCUCCAGAAUCACCUAAGCCUUCCAAUUCACCAAAGUUUCCUCGUUCACCAAGAUUUGGUCGAUCACGAUCACCCAGUCCCAAAAAUGUGGGCUCCUCACAGAAUGAAAAGAUGUACGGGCCACGUGACAAGCGUUCCACCUCCUGGAGUGGCCGUCCCAUAUGGAUAGAAAGAGCCGUGGCAGGAAGAAUCAGAGUUCCACAUACACUACAGGUCCACACCUACACCAAGCCCACCAUCUGUCAGUACUGCAAGAAGUUGCUAAAGGGGCUCUUCAGACAAGGUCUCCAGUGCAGAGAUUGUAAGUUUAAUGUCCACAAAAAGUGUGCACCUAAACUACCAAAAGACUGCACUGGAGAGGUAGCAUUCCAUCGAGGUAGGAGGGAUGAUGAGUUGGAACUUGGUGCAGAGAACAGCACUGUGUCGGAGGAGGGAGAGGAAAACGAGAGUGAGAUAGACUUUGAUGAGAUCUCUACAGAGAAGAGUGAAAAUGAUGAGAGUUCACAGGAGCAAGAAGAGGGAGGGGAUCAGGACAGAGCUGCCCUACUCAGCCCUGUGAUGAGUAACAACAUUCCAUUACAGAGGAUAGUACAGUCUGUCAAACAUACCAAGCGUCGCAGCAGCAAAGUGCUGAAGGAAGGAUGGAUGGUCCACUUCACCAACAAGGACAACAUGCGUAAGAGACACUACUGGCGUCUAGACACCAAGUCAUUGACUUUUUUCCAGAGUGAUGUAGGGAGUAAAUAUUACAAGGAUAUUCCUCUGGCUGAGAUUCUGAGAGUGCAGGCAGCCCAGCAGGAGCGCUCUUUUGAGGGGGGCCGAGGGGCACACUGCUUUGAGAUAGUGUCUGCCAAUGUUGUGUACUAUGUGGGGGAGAAGCGUGUGGACGGAGAGGUGCCCACAGUGGACCCUGAGAGUGGGGUAGGGGCUGCUGUGUCAAAGAUGUGGGAGAUGGCCAUUCGACAAGCCCUGAUGCCAGUCACCCCACAGGCUAGCACAGCAAGCACCACAAGCAUCACUAGUCACACACUGAAUGACCCUGACCAGACCAAUGAUCCCAUGGAUGGCAAUAUCGACAUCAGCCAGCAAUACCAGAUUUUUGCUGAUGAUAUCUUGGGCUCUGGCCAGUUUGGUGUGGUUUAUGGAGGUGUGCACAGAAAAUCAGGUCGUCAGGUGGCAAUCAAGGUGAUCGACAAGCUUCGCUUUCCCACCAAGCAAGAGACACAGCUCAAGAACGAAGUAUCCAUACUCAGAAGCAUUAACCACCCAGGCAUUGUGCGUCUGGAGCGGAUGUUUGAGACCCCUGAGCGAGUGUUUGUUGUCAUGGAGAAGCUGAAGGGUGACAUGCUGGAGAUGAUCCUGUCCAGUCAGAAGGGCCGUCUGAAUGAGCGUGUCACAAAAUUCCUGGUCACUCAGAUUCUAGUGGCACUGAAGUAUCUGCAUUCAAAGAAUAUUGUGCACUGUGACCUGAAGCCCGAGAAUGUGCUCCUGUCCUCCGAUAAUGCUUUUCCUCAGGUGAAGUUGUGUGACUUUGGCUUUGCCAGAAUCAUUGGAGAGAAGUCCUUCAGAAGAUCAGUUGUAGGGACUCCAGCAUAUCUGGCACCAGAGGUGUUGAGAAACAAAGGAUACAACCGGUCACUGGACAUGUGGUCUGUAGGUGUGAUCAUCUAUGUCAGCCUGAGUGGUACCUUCCCCUUCAACGAGGAUGAAGACAUCAACGAUCAAAUUCAGAACGCUGCCUUCAUGUUCCCACCGAACCCAUGGAAGGAGAUCUCUGAUGAAGGUAGCGUCGGAUCAGCUGUUGACCUGAUCACCAACCUGCUGCAGGUAAAGAUGAGAAGACGUUUCACUGCUGACAAAUGCCUGGCACACAUCUGGCUACAGGACUAUUACACCUGGUGUGACCUGCGGGAGCUGGAGGGACAGGUAGGCAGCAGGUACCUGACACACGAGAGUGAUGACGCCCGAUGGGAAGCCUACCGCAGAGAGCAUGUGGAAGGCAAGAAGGGAGACAAGCACAAGAAGCAUUACAGCCCACAGAUCUUGAGAGAACGUGUCAGUGCAUUGUGAAACUACAAUCAUCAUUAGAAGGAGCCAGUAACAAUAGCAUUGCUGUGUCAAGAUGUGUCCACAGGCCCAUUUCUUGCCUUUUUGUACAGUUUUAUUUUUACUUUUCAAUUUGCAUCUUAAAAAGCUGUAGAGAUACUGCUGUUGAUUUUUUAAAAAGUAUUUGGAAGAGUAGAGUUUUACCCGAUAAGAUCUGUUUCUCUCCAGGGCUCCUUAGGAAUAUUGUUUCCAGCCAAAAACACCAUGAGGCUGGCCGUAUGUACAUUACAUACAUACUGUAUUUAUUACUACAUGUAUUACAUAUACGACUGUAUGCUCAAAGCCUGGUUUAACCUUAGCAAAAUUACCUAAUAAGCCCAUUGAGAGAUAUAUUGGAUUAUAGAAGACAAGCAAAACUUUUUACUUUACUGGUUUUCAUCUUUGUCACUUUGAGUUCUAUUGUUGUUGACAUACAGUAAUAUAC